Cutaneotrichosporon cavernicola is the source of this 1287-nucleotide messenger RNA. RefSeq lists its product as uncharacterized. Gene Ontology annotation, biological process: glucan catabolic process. Bases 1 to 1287 code for a protein of 428 amino acids. The transcript has 7 exons. Gene Ontology annotation, molecular function: hydrolase activity, hydrolyzing O-glycosyl compounds. NCBI's taxonomy places the organism in Eukaryota, Fungi, Basidiomycota, Tremellomycetes, Trichosporonales, Trichosporonaceae. The record is from RefSeq and is a predicted model, not a curated record.
AUGGCGCCUCUUGCCUUGGCCCUCGCUGCUGCCGUCGCUGCGGCCCCCCUCGUACGCGCCGGAGUCUACCCCAUCGCCGAGUCUAUGGCGGGGGACACCUUCCUGCAGGGUUGGAACUGGCCAGACAGCUUCUACGACAACACCACCAGCGGUGAGGUGUUCUGGUAUGGCUCGGCCGAGUGGAACAGCUCAAGCCCACUCAUCUACAAGACUGCCAAGGGUACAACAAUCAUGAAGGUCGACGACACCUCGACCGUCGUUGCCAACCCCUGGCACACUACCAAGCGCUUCGCUCCCAAGCUUCUCAGCAAGCGCGCAUACGGUGUUGGCACCGUCUGGGUUCUUGACGCGAUCCACAUGCCCUACGGCUGCAGUGUCUGGCCCGCUUUCUGGACCGUCGGCCCCAAGUGGCCUGUUGGCGGUGAGAUUGACAUCAUGGAGGGUAUCCACAACCAGCCCGUCAACCAGAUGGCGCUCCAUUCUGCCGAGGACGGCUGCUACGCGCCUCAGACCAACCAGGCCCUCAUGACGGGUGACUGGGGAUCGCUCAACUGCUCCAUCGGCUACUCGUACGGUUCGGGCUGCACGGCCCGUGACACUGACCCUGCGUCCUACGGUGCCGGCUUUGCUGCUGCCGGUGGAGGUGUCUUUGUUGCAGAGUGGGCUCCAGAGGCUAUCAAGAUCUGGUUCAUCCCGCGUGCCCGGGUCCCAGCCGCCCUGACCGCCGAUGCCAAGUCGAUUGACACGAGCACCCUUGGUACACCGACUGGCUACUGGGGUAACAAGGAUUGCACCUUCACGCGCUACUUUGGCCCUCAGACUCUUAUUCUCCAGACCACUCUUUGCGGCGUCUGGGCUGGGCUUGAAAGCACCCUCGCUGCCAACGGUUGCACUGGCUACGCCUCGGGCGAGGACUGCUACACCACUUACGUUAACGGCGACGGCUCCAACUACCGUACCGCCUACUACGAGAUCAACUACGUCAACAUCUUCAACGCUGCGGUCUCGACCACACCUGGUGUCGAGGGCGGUCUCCCAGCCGACGGGCCUGUCGCCGGCAACAACAACCUGGGCCGCCAGCAAGCCACCUCGGUCUCGUCCUCGAUCACGACCGAGGCAGACGGCGCGACUUCGCUUGUCCAGGUCACGGUGACCCAGAACGUCCCCGACGUCGCCGAUGCUCCCACUGCCGUCACGACUGCUUCCCGUAAGAGUGGUGCCAAGUCGCGUAUCGGUUCUGCCCUUGCGCUUGCUUCUCUUGCUGUCUUUGUCGCUGGCCUCUUCUAA